CCUCUGCCUCGGGCGCCGGUCCCGCCUGCGUCCCCCGUGGGCCCUCACGCGCGGCGUGCGGCUGGCUCACCACGCCGCCACGCCCCUCCCGCUUGUUUGCGGGCGCGCGCAGCUCCUGGUGCGGGGGAGCUCGGGGACGGGCCGAGCUGGCGGAGAUUGGCUGACGCGGUGGCUGCGCAUUGGGCCUGAGAAACUCUGGGCGAGCGGGCAGAGUCGGCUCUGGGGCGGUGUUGGGCGCCUCUCAGCUAAUCCAAAAGUAAAUGAGGAACUUAGAAAAAAGAUUGCCAACUCCAGAUCAACAUAUUUAGAGAAAAUUGGAAAAGGAGAAGCUUACUACAGCUUUAUUUGAGGACUUUUUAAAGAAUGCAGAGUUCUAGCUGUGAGCUUCAACUCUUGGAGCAAAAACCAGAGACAUUGCCAGAGCAAACAAGAGCAGAAGUACAAAUGGAGGACUGGUCAAAAGCCCAUAGUUAUCUUGAACAGGAGACUACAGAGAGAAAUAAAAGUACACACCCAGAUGAGCAACUGACUGUGAAUUGUAAGGGAAGCAUGGAUCAGAAAGCCAAUGAAUUAGUUAAUGAAGCCGCAUAUGAGGACAUGGAACCGCCAGGGCAGAGAUCAAGGAAUUUUCCUUAUCCGGGUGAUGAGACAUCUUACUGCACUACUGAAAAAUCCAACAUUAUGGAACAUACAAAUAACGAUUUGCAUUAUGAAUGUAUGAUUCCGUGUCAAGUUACUUCAGACUUCACUAAAGAGAAGACUAUAGCAUUUCUUCAAAAAGAAUUGGACAAUCUCAGAGCGAGCAAUAAAAAGCUUCGAGAAAAACUUACUAAAGAAGAUAAAGAGCAGAGAAAACUAAAGCUUAAGCUGGAACUCCAAGAGAAAGCAGCAGAAGCUCAAAUUGCUGAAAAGACCGCAGCUCUGAUUGAAGAAGUGUAUUUUGCACAGAGGGAACGUGAUGAAGCUAUUAUGUCUCGACUGCAAUUAGCUAAUGAGGAGAGAGAUGAAGCAAUCGCACGAGCCAAACAUAUGGAAAUGUCUCUAAAAGUGCUAGAAAAUAUUAACCCUGAAGAAAAUGACAUGACAUUACAGGAAUUACUGAACAGAAUAAACAAUGCAGACACAGGCGUAGCUAUUCAGAAGAAUGGAGCUAUAAUUGUGGAUAGAAUCUACAAGACCAAGGCAUGUAAAAAGAGAAUAACGGCAGAAGAAAUGAAUGCAGUGAUAGAAGAACGGGAUGCUGCUUUGUCUCAGUGCAAACGGCUGGAGCAGGAGCUUCAUCAUUUGAAAGAGCAGAACCAGACUUCAGCAAACAACACGAGACAUCUGACUGCUGAAAACAAUCAAGAACGUGCUCUGAAGGCAAAGUUGUUAGCUAUGCAACAAGCCAGAGAAACUGCAGUUCAACAAUACAAAAAACUGGAAGAAGAAAUCCAGACACUGCGAGUUUACUACAGUUUACACAAAUCUUUAUCCCAAGAAGAAAAUCUGAAGGAUCAGUUUAACCAUACCCUUAGUACCUAUGAAGAAGCUUUAAAGAGUAGAGAGAACAUUGUUUCCAUCACUCAACAACAGAAUGAAGAACUGGCUGCUCAGCUGCAGCAAGCUCUGACGGAUCGGGCAAACACAGAGGCAGAGCUUCAGCGCGCCAUGGAGGCCUCCCAGGCAGCCAGGGACAAAGUGCAGAAGGUGAAAUUUUAUUCACCAUCUUUCCCAAGAAGACCCCAAACACUCUGCAUUUAAAGUGGGGGAAAUCUCUUCUUUUCAGGUUGGAAAGGCUGGUGGACGUCCUGAGGAAGAAGGUGGGAACAGGGACCGUGAGGACAGUGAUCUGACAGAAAAACCGCCAGUCUGGGAAGCAAUCACAUCUGGUGACCAGGCUGCUUCAUUCAACACUGUGUAAACACUAAAGCCUUAACUUAGCAAACAGUUGUUAGAAGUGGGACACUCCAGCCACAUUCCAAGCUGAGAUAAAAUCAAAUCACAAAUGUUUAACCACUUUGCUGCUGACUUGAGUUAUUUAUCCAAAUGUAUUAACUACAGACUUUUACCAAUGGGUAGCUAUAAAGUUGUAGUUUAUUUUGUAACAAUUUUCUAUCUCACUGUAUUUAAUAUAACUGUUUUUACUGAGAGACUUUUACAGAAACAUUGCGAAGUUGGUCAGGAUCAUAUCUUCACAUAGGGCUCUUUCGGAAUCAAAAUGCAGCAAAGUAAAUAUUGUCUAAACCUUAAUCCACUGUGUUAGGUCAAAACUUCAAAUACAUGCAUUUUUCAAUAUGGAGUUUAUUUCUUACCUGAUGAGAGAAGCUCAGACAUAAGAGUGUAUAGUCUUCCGUCAAUGCAUACAUGUAGUCUUUGUUAGUAUUCAAGAAUAUUAAGUAUAGAUACCAAGAAUUAAAUGUAUAAUUCGUUUUAGUAAGAGUUGAAUACAUUAAAAUUACAUUAAUCAUGGCAUGAUUGUUGUUCCACUACAAAAAAUGCAAACUUUUCAAUAAAGAGAAGAUAUUGUUCAUAUGUACUUAUAAAUUCACAUUAUCAAUAGUUUUUAAUGUUUGGUCUGAAUAAUUAUCUAAACUCUAUUUAAGCUGUAGAAAUUGCCAGGUUUGUCUAAUAGACUGGGACACUUUGGGCUUGAAAAUUAGCCUGUGCCCAGCGUGACUCCAUACAAGAAGGCAAGAGGCCAUCAAACAUGUUAAGUAUUAUUUUUUAUUAUUUUCAUUUAGAUUAUCAUUUGAAUUUUUGUUGUGGAGGGGGAGAAUUCAGUAUGUAAUAUACAAUAAAACUAUACUGUAAAAAUAUAUGGGCUUGGAACAAAAUAAACCUCCGAUUUGGUUCAGGUUACCUGCUUUGUAUUUUGUGUAAAAGAGAACUUAAAAUAGUUACAGCAGAGCAGUCGCUUCUAAUCAUGACAUUAUUAAUAAAGGUAAGAUGCAUGUCUUUGGCUAUAGAAAAAAUAUCUUCUUUUAGACUGAAUAGAUGAGAGGCCAAUAGAAAAUGACUAUGCCUGGAACUGGAUGAAAAGGACAAGUAAGGAUUGAAUUCAUGAAAAUUUUGUAGGCAAAUGAAAAUUUUUCUAUGUCUGUACAAUUUUUUAAUUCAUCUUUAAGACUAAGCUAAAUUAUCUAUCAUUGCCUGUUUUUAGGACAAAUACAGAAUAAUUUUUCGCACCAUUCUUUUAUGCACCAUUGGAGAUUAUC
Messenger RNA from Rhinolophus ferrumequinum (greater horseshoe bat), 3197 nucleotides. RefSeq names its product mirror-image polydactyly 1 (gene MIPOL1). The record is from RefSeq and is a predicted model, not a curated record. Bases 364 to 1743 code for a protein of 459 amino acids. The transcript has 14 exons. Lineage: Eukaryota; Metazoa; Chordata; Mammalia; Chiroptera; Rhinolophidae.